AUGAACGCUGCGCAGGCGCCUUCGCAGAACAAGCGACCGCCCCAGAAGGGCUCGUUCCCAUUGGAUCAUUAUGGGGAGUGCAAGCCCGUGAUGAAGAGGUUCCUAGCCUGCAUGCGCGAGCACAGCAACAGCCACAUUGACUGCAAGAAUCUCUCGGCCGAGUACCUGCAAUGCCGUAUGGACAAGGGGCUGAUGCGACCGGAAGAGCUGGAAAGGCUGGGGUUCCAUGAAGAAGGUAUGAAGAAGACCUGGUCCGAUGCGACUCACGAAGGCAGGAAAGAAGGUGAGGGCUUCGUGGCAGGCAUGGGGAUCAAGAAAUCGCGCUAUGAAAAGAAGUAG
This is a messenger RNA of Peronospora matthiolae, 339 nucleotides long. The record is from the annotation of a GenBank genome assembly. Lineage: Eukaryota; Oomycota; Peronosporomycetes; Peronosporales; Peronosporaceae.